This is a messenger RNA of Eucalyptus grandis, 711 nucleotides long. Its product is annotated as DNA-dependent metalloprotease WSS1-like. The transcript has 3 exons. Lineage: Eukaryota; Viridiplantae; Streptophyta; Magnoliopsida; Myrtales; Myrtaceae. The coding region runs from base 1 to 711 and encodes 236 amino acids. The record is from RefSeq and is a predicted model, not a curated record.
AUGAACCAGGGUAAUCUCAACGGUGUAUGUGAAAUUAAGGCCCUGAAGAGGAAGCCCGCGGAAGAUCCUCGAGCGGAUGCCCAUCAAGUUCUCUCAAAGUUCCGUCCAAUGAAUGCGCGUCUUCUGGGUUCGACUGUGGGUCAUGGCGUGCACGUGAAGCUGAGGAUUCGCAGCCUGAUUAGAGCCGAUUAUAUCUAUCCUUAUGAUCAAGUGGUGGACAUGAUGCUUCACGAGCUCUGCCACGAUGCGAUGCCAAGUUCUGCAAGCUCCGGGAUGAACUUAGAAAGGUCGGUGGAGUACAAGGAGUUGAUGGCCAAGGGAAUGACUGGCACUGGCCAGGUUUUCAAUCUUCCCAGGAGGCGUCUUGGCGGUUUCUCUAAAGAGCUAUCUUUUUCAUCACUGCGGCAAACUGCUCUGGCUGCUGCAGAGAAGGGAUCAGAUUUGGGUUAUCUCCUACCAUCUGGACCGAGUCGUCUUGGCAGCGAUAGUAGCAUCUUAGUACUUAGUCCAGCACAAGUUGCUGUGAUGGCUGCAGAGAGGAGACUGCAGGAUGACAUCUGGUGUGGUUCUCGAUUCGAAGACGGUGGGGAUAAAGAAAGUAACCCUGAUGUUCUGCAAAAUAUUGAGAAUGAGAUCAAAACCCCCUCAAAAUCGAGGCAUCAUAAUGCAGGAAGUGCUUCGGAUUUGAUCUCUCAGAAAAAGAAUUCGUGA